AUGGGCCUGAAACAACUGCAGCACGGGGAGUAUACCAUUGGGUGGAUCUGUGCGCUACCACUUGAGCAAACAGCAGCAAUGUACAUGCUUGAUGAGAGGCAUAAAGAUCUCCAGAACCCGUUGAGUGAUGAAAAUACCUACACCCUUGGAAGAAUUGGAGGACACAAUAUUGUUAUUGUCGGCUUACCCAAGGGCAGAAUUGGUACCAAUGACUCAGCAGCGGUUAUCACUAGAAUGGCAUCUACUUUUCCCAACAUCAAGUUCGGUAUGAUGGUAGGAGUUGGGGGAGGUAUUCCUGAGAAAACACGACUUGGAGAUGUGGUCAUUUGCUCCGCUCUCGGUACAAAUGCUGGUGUUGUUCAGCAUGAUAUGGGCACUCGUGCUGGUGGUCAAUUUGAAACAAGAGGGUUUCUCAGUGGCCCACCGACAGCUGUGCUUACAGCUUUGGCAAAGUUCCAAGCUGACCCACUGACUCCAGGCCAGAUGCGCAGUCAUCUGGAUGAUAUGGCAACAAUGCCUUACGUUGAUGAAAGCUAUCUGAAGUCGGAUUCUCUCAAAGAUGUUUUAUUUGAGUCUGAUUACAGCCAUGUGGACGUGGGCGGAGAUUGCCGCAACUGCGAUAAGAAGAGGGUAAAGGCAAGGGCACCCAGACGUGCCGAUUUUAAGAUUCACUACGGGUUGAUCGCAUCAGGCAAUACAAAGGUCAAAGAUGCCAAACUUCGAGACGAACUCUGCAAGAGGUAUAAAAACAAUCUCUAUUGUAUAGAGAUGGAAGCCGCAGGGCUUAUGAACAAUUUUCCCUGUGUUGUCAUUCGAGGGAUAUGCGACUACGCAGACUCGCACGCAGGCAAAGAAUGGCAAAACUAUGCCGCUGCAGUUGCAGCAGCAUGUACAAAAACACUCUUGGGAGUGGUCCCUGAGCGCGAAGUCCGCAGGCUCCAGUCGGUACAAGAUACAGUCGCCUCUAGCAGUAUUAGGACACCAAGAGAAUAUGGCAUGCAAUAUCACGCGACCAGUUCUCCUCCGCUCGUCACUGGGGAACCUGAGGAACCUGAGGAACCUGCAGCAUCUGCUCCUCAUAUGAUCGAAUGGCCAGGCGCAAAUUACCGCAGCAAUCUUCUAAGCACGGCUAAUUCAGAGCCUAGAGGAAAACAGGCUACUGAACAGAGAAUACCCGCCAAUCAUGGUCAGCCAGAAGAUAUUGCUAGGGUUCGACGUACGAACUCAGAGAGGGUUGUAACACAGCCUGUCUUCCUUACAAAAGAAGACCGAGUUCAUACUUUCCCCAACACGGAUCCUGAAGCUUUCUUCAAUGCAGUUGAGAAAGGAGAUAUCCCCACGAUCCAAAGAGAGCUAAAGAACGGUACCAGUUUGGAGAUAACUGAUGAGUUUGGUCGUACACCUCUGUGGCUUGCCGUGGGCAUUGGGAAACGCAAUGUUAUCCAAAUACUUCUUGAGAAGGGUGCGAACGUUGAGGCGAAAAACUUUCACGGGCAGAAUAUCCUAGAAUGGGCGCUGAACAAAGGCAAGCAUGAUAUCGUUAAUAUGGUUAUUGCGAUAGGCGACGGGGAGUAAUUUCAGCCAUGUCGGAAAUGCUCAUGGGGAAUCAAUUGGACAAACAAUAGUCUAUGUAAGCGCGGUAUGAAGAGAAACAAUAGGCACAAUCCCUUAUACCAAAUCCACUGUUCU
This is a messenger RNA of Trichoderma atroviride IMI 206040, 1689 nucleotides long. RefSeq lists its product as uncharacterized. Gene Ontology annotation, biological process: nucleoside metabolic process. Gene Ontology annotation, molecular function: protein binding; catalytic activity. The record is from RefSeq and is a predicted model, not a curated record. Lineage: Eukaryota; Fungi; Ascomycota; Sordariomycetes; Hypocreales; Hypocreaceae.